AUGGCCGGCGAAAAGAUCCCGACCAACCAGCCGGAGAAGCUCAAUGAUCUCCUCAAGCAGGAGAGGCGCGACUAUGACUGCACGCCAUGCGCGACGUUUCUCGGCCUCGCUGGCUACAGCUACAUAUCGGGCAUGAACCAGCUCGACAAGCAGCGCGCUGCCAUCCUCAAGAGCAACUCCUGGUUGAGCAUGCGCAGCCGGAAGAUGGGAAUCGGAGGUCUGUCGCUGGGGCUGGCGUAUAUGGGGCUGUAUAGGUUGUUUGGAUGA
This is a messenger RNA of Diaporthe batatas, 267 nucleotides long. RefSeq lists its product as uncharacterized. The transcript is spliced from 2 exons. The record is from RefSeq and is a predicted model, not a curated record. Lineage: Eukaryota; Fungi; Ascomycota; Sordariomycetes; Diaporthales; Diaporthaceae. The coding region runs from base 1 to 267 and encodes 88 amino acids.